AUGGCGUCUUCUGAUAGCCACGACCAGCCAAAAAUCUCUGUGAGUUCGGAUUGUCUGCACACGUCGGCGGGCGGAGGGUCAUCGUGUCAUAGCAAGCCAGAUUUGCAUGCAACAGAGGGCACCGGAAAAUCAGAGGGUGCGGCGGAUGAUAAGACGGACGACGUGUACGCAGGCAUGCGGGAAAAGGGAGAUGGCGACGUGGUGAAGGCUCCUCUAGCCCGACAUAUGAAAGGGGAGAGUUCAAAUUCUGAGAGCAGUGGGGCGAUAGCGGAAGGGUUUCUCUACGAGAUCGACCAUGGCAAGCUUCCUCCAAAAGCACCUAUUCAACUCAAAGGCGUACGUGUUGUGCUGGUAUCGGAGAGGUCGGAGCUAAACGUCUCGGUGAAAUUUCCGAGCAUCCUUUCACUCAGGAAGUACUUUGGAAAGAACACCAUGGGACGUAAUCCGAAGGCGAACCAUCCGGAACUCGACGAGCAGUUCGUGAUGAGAGCGAACCUCGCGAUAAAGGUGCUCCGGCGUCUUGUCCUUCCAUCUGAGUUUCAAAAAGUGAGGCAUCUCGAGAGCUUCUGGAUGCUUUCUGGUGAAUUGAACAAGAGAAAUCCAAACCUGCGGGUCGUCAUCCCCCAAUGCUUAUCGUCGCCCACUCGUCAGAAGCCGAUUUCGCAGAACGACGAGCCAGAGGAGGGCGGGAUCCCUCCCGAAUGUCCAGGUGGCCCGGCUGCCAAAACCGUGUUUCUGGUGAGUUGGGGAGUUCGCCGGAAAGUGCAGUACGUGGGCCAGCACAAGGACAUCCCCGAGCUGGAGAAUAAAGAGAAUACCGAACCAUCUGGUGUUGCCUAUAGCGCCAUUAGAAAGAAGAGAAGAGAAUUGAAGAAGCGGAGGGAUGAGUGUCCACUCAAAGAGGAGCGUCCGAAGAAGGUGGCGAAGAAGGUGAAGCCGAAGGAUGUCCUGGGCAGAUGGUCGUCGGAUAGGUAUAGGGCGGCACAGCUUAAGCUACUGGACAUCAUGCACGCAAAGGGGGCGGUGCUGGGGAAGCCAAUACUGAGACCCGAGCUGCGAGAGGAGGCAAGAAAGCACAUAGGAGACACGGGCCUGCUGGACCACCUGCUGAAGCACAUGACGGACACAGUGAUCGGUAAUGGAGAGAGAUUCAGGCGUAGGCACAACUCCGAGGGGGCCAUGGAGUAUUGGCUGGAAGGUGCAAACUUGGUGGAGCAGCGCAAGGAAGCCGGUAUAUGCGAUCCCUUUUGGAUUCCUCCCCCCAACUGGAAGCCAGGAGACGAGGUGGCCCAGCAGCAGACCUCCGUUCCAACCGACCUGGCAAUGGAGCUCAGCGGAAUCAAGGACGAACUCUCCAACAUUAGAAGAGACUUGGAGACUCUUCGUUCAACCGAGACAACCUCGUUCGUCGGAAUGAAGAAGAACAGUGAAGCAUUUCUUGAAUUCAGUACAGAUAAACACCAUGGAGCUGAGCUUCGCGACCAUUUAUCGGAAGUAAUCGGUUGCUUGUUAAGAAAGAAAACGGAGCUGGAGAACCACUUAGCCGAAGUGUCCACCUCACUGAACCAAAUGCAGUUGCCACCAAAAGGAAACUACUUCUGUAUAAGCAAUUCCAUCAGUGUAGAUAGAAUUUCUGAAUCCCUAUUGAACCCAUCUAAGCGUACUGGAUCUCCACAGGAAGAAAUGAGGCAGAUUUUCAGCCAGUUGGGAUCGUACAAGCCUCUGUGCAAGAGCAGCGAUGAAGGCGGCAAUGGCUCCGAGGAGUCGACUGGGGUCCCAGGCAAGGCAGAAGAGGACGGAGAGCGACAGCAGAAACAAUUGCAACACGGGCCGAGCGGGUUCAGGGUCUGCAAGCCGCACGGCACGUUCCUGUGGCCAAGCAUGGCGAGCAAACUUGGUACAGCCAACAACAACCUGUCCCCCUCACCGCAUCUGGUCGCUGAGGACAUCCUGACAUUCCCACCUCCAUCUGCAUCCUCCGGCACGGCCGACUCCCCCACGUCGACGCAACACCAGGCCCUCUCCCCCGUCAAGCCUCUCCCUCGGAUCCGGGCAGCCGUGGCUAAAGCAUCCCUGGUGGUGCCGGAGAAUGCAGGAGAGGUGGACAGCACCGCGGGUUGGAUGGCCGGCCCUGGGUGCAAUAACGCCGAUAGUCAAUUUGUACCAUGGACCGGUGAGACCCCGAACCAGCCGAAACGCGACAGUGGGCUCAGCUCCUUCGCUCUGAUGGCCGGUGCCUCUGCCCCUUUAAUGCCAUCACUAUGGCUGGCGCUAGCGACACCACCCUCAACCUCAUUGACUGAUCUCUGAACCCCAUCUUCUACACAAGAAUAAGAAUUUUUAAUGCUCCACCUGCUUUUUCAACCGUUGAAAGUAGACAGAACCAAGUGCCCAAUAGUUUUGUGUAAAUUUCAA
This is a messenger RNA of Nymphaea colorata (pocket water lily), 2415 nucleotides long. Its product is annotated as protein DYAD-like. The transcript has 10 exons. Gene Ontology annotation, biological process: meiotic cell cycle; reciprocal meiotic recombination; meiotic sister chromatid cohesion. The record is from RefSeq and is a predicted model, not a curated record. Lineage: Eukaryota; Viridiplantae; Streptophyta; Magnoliopsida; Nymphaeales; Nymphaeaceae. The coding region runs from base 1 to 2310 and encodes 769 amino acids.